Molecule: messenger RNA, 4339 nt
Organism: Sander lucioperca (pikeperch)
Lineage: Eukaryota; Metazoa; Chordata; Actinopteri; Perciformes; Percidae
Gene: lrch2
Product: leucine-rich repeats and calponin homology (CH) domain containing 2
Exons: 21
Coding region: 51-2348 (765 amino acids)
Molecular function (GO): protein binding
Source: RefSeq, a predicted model, not a curated record
AUCACCUCAGUAGCCCAUCCCCUAGCGUCCGUCCAGGGAAUGUACCCCGUAUGCGCAUGGGCGGAGAAACUGCCGCUGUGCGCUGUUAUUAUUGUAAGAGUAAUUUCUUUUUUACGAAAAUGGCGUCUAGUCAGGGAGGUGUGGGAGCUGUCACGGCUCUACAAAGCCAUCACUACUCUAGCGGACCUCACUGGAGCCCGGGAAUCAGCCAGUACCAGCACCAGCAGCAGCACCACACGGCCCGCAGCCUGGACCGGGCUCUGGAGGAUGCCGUGUGCUCGGGGCUACUGAACCUGAGCGGUAGGAAGCUGAGGGAGUACCCGGGGAUGAGCUACGAUCUGACCGAUACAACACAAGCAGAUUUGUCCAAGAAUCGACUCACAGAAAUCCCUCCAGAAGUGUGUCUGUUCGCCCCUCUCGAGUCGCUCAAUCUCUACCACAACUGCAUCAAGUGCAUCCCAGAAGCCAUUAUCAAUCUGCAGAUGCUGACUUAUCUUGACGUCAGCCGAAAUCUCCUGUCAGUUUUGCCAAAAUACUUGUUUAGCCUCCCCCUCAAAGUUCUGCUUGUGAGCAACAACAAGUUGGUAUCCAUCCCCGAGGAGAUCGGCAAGGCCAAAGAGUUGAUGGAACUGGACGUGAGCUGUAAUGAGAUCCGGGUGCUACCAGCUCAGGUGGGGAGCCUUCAUGCCUUGCGAGAACUUAACAUCAGGAAGAAUUGUCUUCACAUGCUGCCUGAGGAGUUGGCUGACCUGCCUCUCAUCCGACUUGACUUUUCCUGCAAUAAGAUCACAGAGAUUCCUGCAGCUUACAGGAAACUCAGGCAGCUGCAGCACAUAAUCCUAGAUAACAAUCCUAUGCAGUCUCCACCAGCACAGAUUUGUCUCAAGGGCAAAGUGCACAUAUUCAAGUACCUGAACAUCCAGGCGUGUAGGAUGGACAAGAAACCGGACACCCUGGACCUCCCCUCUCUCGGCAAACGUUGCCUUCCACAGCCGCUUACAGAUAGCAUGGAAGAUUUUUAUCCCAGUAAGAACCACGGGCCUGACUCUGGAAUUGGUAGUGACAAUGGUGACAAGAGGCUGUCUACAACUGAGCCUUCAGAUGACGACACUGUCAGCCUGCACUCUCAGGUUUCAGAGACAGCCCGUGCUGAUGCCCUUUCUCUCCUCUCCAAAAUGGAUUCUUGCAAAGAUCAGGAUCUCUAUGACUUUAUAGACCCCAACCCAGACGAAGAUCCUGCUCUGUCAGAGUGUGACGGGCAGCAGAGCAGUCAUGUGUCUUGUAUAAAGGAACUGGAGAAAGUUCUUAACAUGUCUCAUCAAAGCAAAGAUAAAGAUGGCUGGAAAGAGGAGUCUGGUUCUGAUAAGGAGCAGCUAGUUGAGGAAGAAGAUGAUGAGCUGAAGGAAGUGCUGGAUCUGAGAAAGAUUGCUGUUCAGCUUUUGCAGCAGGAGCAGCAGAAUAGACGACGGUCCUUAAUUUGCAGAGCGGAGAGUCUUAUUCACCGACGGAGAGUGACUGGCCGGGCUCACAGAUUCCUAAGUCACUCCGGAAGCUCAGGCAGCAAGCCAAGGCCCCCGCCUCAGACCGCUCGCAGUGCUUCUCUGGAUGAAGGAAGCAGUGGAGCAUCAGUGCUGAGUGGACAGCCUUCUUCCUCCUGCUCCUUUGAUGGCAGCCUGAAGACAGACCAGUCAGAUUCAGAGCCAAUGUGGCCCCAAGUCCCACCCGUUCUCAAUCAGAAUGAAGAACGCAGAAGGAACAAGUACCUGAGAAAAGAUUAUCUGAAGAACAAGUGUCAGAGUGCUAGAAAAAACUCCAGUGGGAAUGACGACUGUGAGGAGGGCUUGCGCAAUGUAGAUUUCAGCACCACUCUGACAGUGUUUGGACUAAAGCCGAGAUCAGCCUUCACCAGAGGAAGCCGCCAAGAGUACAGCUCGACAGACCCCAGCUUCACUAUGAGGAGGAAGAUGGAGCACUUGAGAGAGGAAAUCGAACAGAUAGGACUCUUACGGCAGAACAUUGAGUCCAGAUUGAAGGUGUUGCUCCCAGACGAUGUUGGAGCUGCUCUGAUGGAUGGGGUUGUCCUUUGCCAUUUAGCUAAUCACAUUUGUCCUCGGUCUGUCGCCAGCAUCCACGUGCCGUCUCCCGCAGUGCCAAAGCUUAGCAUGGCUAAAUGCCGUAGGAAUGUGGAGAACUUUUUGGAUGCCUGUAAAAAGCUGGGUGUCACACAGGACAAGCUGUGUCUGCCCCAUCACAUCCUAGAAGAGCGCGGUCUGGUGAGGGUGGGUGUGACUGUCCAGGCUCUGCUGGAUCUGCCUGAUUCGAAGCCAACACAACUGUCAGCUGUUUGACACAGGCCUGAAUGCUGCAUCCAACCUGCAGCCAUCCAGCCUGAACCCCUCUCCCCAGCCUGAACCCAUACCCCAUCGCCAGGGGCCAGGGAGCCCGUUCGGGCAAGGGCCCAGUGGCUCGUAGGUCUUUGGGAGUCUGCUUCUGCCUGACUGAAACAGGAGACGGGAUGGAGAAAUCCCUCUGUCUCUUUAUAUGAUGUCAGCCGCCUCCCCACUUCCUGUCCAUCGCAUUUUCACUUGUAUCCUGUUCCUAGUUACUGGGGUCAUCCUGUUUUUGUGUGGACUAGCAAUGUGUGUGUUUCCUGAGCUGCACAGCUCAGACUUGCUAAGGAGAGACAUAAAAGACAACUGGUCUUUAUAAAAACCUGUUUGUCCGUCUCAACAUGCUCAGUGAUUAUUGAGCGUGCAAGUGCCAGUAUGACAACAUUUCCAUGCUGGUGUUGGGGACAUUGGCAGUGAGGAGAUGAAAGACACAAUUCUUAUUUCUUUCACUAAAGAGACCUACGCUGCACGCUGGUCUCGUAGCCACAAAUCAGACUUUAAGGGGUUCUUAUACUCUUGAGUUUCUCUUCUGUAAUUUUUUUCCCAUGAAAAUUCAUUUUUGAAUUUAUUAGUGUUUUUUUACAUCAUGUCCCCACUGUUUCUGCUUUUCAGCAGUCAAACCUAAGUCAUACUUCAAGUACUGUUUACGUAUUUGAGCAAUCAACAUAUUUGAACUUCUGUACAAAUCCACACUUAAAAAAAAAAUCUCAGUACAAACCUGCAUGACAUUUGACCACUGUGAGAACAUGCUUGGCUGUGGCCAAAAGCACGACGGUCCUGUUUUGUAGCCUUUUUAUUUCAUUGUACAUGCAAGGUUUCUGUUUUUGAAAGAUAUCCUGUAUUCCAACUUUUCUAAAGCUUUUAUACUUUCGUUCCAGUCAUUGCCAAUUAUCACUUGCCAUUUCUGUGGAGUUCAGAGCAUGGGUUUGCCAUGUUAGACACAAAGCAGUUAGGAUUUUUAUUGCUUUGCAUAACCUCAGAUGAAACAUGUUUAUACUGUAUGUGUUUGUGAGUGGAGGGGUCUGAGUGAAGGGCCUCUUGAUCAGAAAGGGGCAGUCACUCCUGCAAACCUUCCACACAUGGCAUCUUACUGCCAGCCCACCCUGCUGCAUGUGGUUUCUGAUACAAUUCAUUAUUUCAGGGAAAUUAAAUUAUUAUUUGUUUUAUAUUUAUAUGUUUUUGCUCUGUGCGUCCUUACCCUGACUACCAGUGCAGGUGCGGUGCAGCUGAACAUUUAGAUCUCACUUGUGUUUUCUGUGUGCUCAUGGUCAACUUAAUGACUCUGUAGUGAGAAAUUAGAAAUUAGAAAAUGACUCAAAAGCAGCUGGAAGUGUAGCUAUACUGUUCCUCUGUGUGCAUUAUUAGCAGUAGUGACAGUAGUCACACUUGUAUUUUAAAUUGGUUGUACAUGAGAAUUACUCAGUUUGGGAGUUAAAAAAAAUGUGUUCACACUAUUUGUCAGUAGAGCUGACAGCAAUGUUGACAGCUUAAGUGGUACCUGCCUAAGAGGCUUUUUUAUGUGGCAAACCUUUAGCAAGAACUAAUCAUGUUCACAAAGGCAGACUUUGGAGGAAUUCUUAACUGAACAUUUCUGCAGGGCAAUAUUAAUCUGUUGUCAGGUGAUUGGCAUGUUAGUCUAGGCUGCUGUGGUGCACCAUUCAUUUGAAAGUUGUAUAUCAAAUUAUGUCAAUAGCAGAAGUCAACUUAAACUUUGACUACGAAUUAAUUAUAAGUAAGUAUGGCGAUGAUGCUGGCCAAAAGAUUGCUAUUUCUGUGCUUUAAGGGUUUAUUUUACAUAUAGUGUGAAUAUUUGCCUGUGGACCUUAGAAGAUAAGCUGGGGACUUUGUGACCUGUAUUGAUCAGUGCAACGUUGAUAUGAAAUCAAUUAAAUGACCUCUGGCUAUGACAAAGCCUUUGCUAGUUCAGCUACGGCAGCCUGCCACAAAAU